Messenger RNA from Dendronephthya gigantea, 2004 nucleotides. RefSeq lists its product as uncharacterized. Gene Ontology annotation, molecular function: lipid binding. The coding region runs from base 92 to 1672 and encodes 526 amino acids. The record is from RefSeq and is a predicted model, not a curated record. Lineage: Eukaryota; Metazoa; Cnidaria; Anthozoa; Malacalcyonacea; Nephtheidae. The transcript has 17 exons.
GAAUUCGUUGAUGUUACCGGGGUCUAUUACAACCCUGAGAAAGAUAUCCAAAAAUACAAAGUGAUUAUUGACAGUGGAUUGAAGAGAUUGAAUGGAGUGUUACGAGGCCACGGAAAACGAAAUUGGUUGGAACCAUGUUGGAAACGUAAAAGGUGUUGAUAUCCUCAAAAGGCCUGCGAGUGCCGACUUCAGUAUUUGGGAUUGCUCAAAAGGCACGAUUGAGAUCAAUGUACCAUUGAAUUAUCUGUUGUCGUAUCUUGAUGAUAUGACCAGAACGUCUGACUAUGAUGAUAUGUUCGACACUGGUCAGGUUGUUGAAACUCUUGGAGACCUUACUAAAGUUGUUUACAUGGAGUACAAAGGCAUAUGGCCGGUCAGUGGCAGAGACUUCUGUUCCGUUAGCGCUAUACGUGUUUUAGAGGAUAACACCGUUGUGUUCUUCGCAAAACACGCAAAGCAUCCUUCGUGCCCUCCAUGCAAGAAAUAUGUUAGAGGCAAGAUUCUAACUGGUGGUUAUGUGAUGAAAGUUCUCAGCGACAAUCCUCCGCGAAUUCUGUCGACUUACAUAACGCAUGUUGAUUUACAAGGUAGCGUUCCGUCUCGUAUUGUUAACAAAAUCACUGCAAAUCAACCUGCGUCUAUUGGAAUUGUCAAGAAAGUUGUGGAAGAAAUGUACAAUGAAGAACGCGCGAAUCCUGAUAGACCUCCAUCCAAGUUUCAAAUAGCCGCACUGGACUUUGCUCUGAAACUGGAGCGAGCGAGAGAGGUUGUGGCCGCGUCUCGUCCUCCACCAAAGGCGACUGGUGAUACUCCGAUCGUGCCGUCACAAUUUGCACCUGAAUUACAAGCACUCAACGAGGAUUCACCGGGUUCACCCGAUGAUCAGCAGCCAAAUAAGAAUCUAUCGCCAACUCAUUCCAGCUCUUCACCAUCAAUCCAUGCUGUGCCAUUUGAAUUCAACGGCUUGGAUUUCAAAACAAUUGGAAAUCAUGCGAGCGCAGGUCUUAUUCAAGAGGCUUUUGAAGUAUCUGAUGUUGAAAUUACAAAAGUCCCAGGUCCUUCUGUACACGAGCAAUGGGAAUAUCAAGAAACGGAGAAAAAAGUAAUGAUAUUUAGAAAAACUCAUCGAAAUGAGAAAAUGCAUAGUUUUAUUGGCAAAGGAAUUAUAGCUUCUCCUCCACCAAAAAUUUGGGAGAUUUUAAAAGACCCGGAAAGUACUUAUAAAUAUAAUAGCAUGUUGAAGGAAACGCGAACACUGGAACGAUUAAAUGACACACAAAGAAUUGAAUAUUUACAUUUCGAAACGGAAAAGUGUUUCAAAAAGGAAGCAAGAGAUUUCAUCGUUCUAAGAACUGAACGUCAAGAGAAAGAUAAAUAUUUGCUGUCAUUUGUAUCUGUGGAUUAUCCGAACUCUCCGUCAAAGAAGGAUGUAAAACGAGGGAAGAUCAUCGCGUCUGGAUGGGUCGUUGAGCCCUUACUUCACAAUGGUCAGUUGCAAUCUAUGGUUACGUAUUUAGCUCAGGUUAACCCUGGUGGAAACUAUCCAGCCAUGCUGGUCAACAUAACUGGAAGAAAGCAGCCAUUGUGUCUUGCUUAUUUAAGGAGACUCCUUGAAAAUCCAAAUCAAACUUUGAACCGAAGCCAAUCUAUUCACGAAUCAGAUCGUUUUUAAGUUUCUAUUUCUGCGUGUCAGUGAGAUUUCAAUUGUUCUGAUGAAUUUGAUCCCAGUGAAACAGCGUACUUUUGACUUGGUGAUUUUACGAACAUACUUGAAGUUGAAUCUUUGGGGGGGGGUUCAAAAUUGAGUUCCAGCAAAUGAAAGAGGGUCGUCAUCUUGCUGGAUCUUAGGCACUGUCUUUAGUAGGAUCGCUUUUGGAAUUGGGUUUGGGUUCUAAUUCACAUUUAUUAAUUAGCGAUAUGUUCGAUGUAUACGUAACACUAGCAUUAAAAUAUUAAUAAUAAUAAUAAUAAUAUAUGAAAUUCGUGGAUUCCUAAAAGGAAUAA